GAGAGAGAGAGAGCGAGAGAGCACGCGUGCAAUAUCUGAAAUUGUUGUUGUUGUUGUUUUUGCGCUAGCAAAAAAUAGGCGUGUAAUGUGCGUUGCGCUAGCUCCUGCUGCAAUUGUAACGGUGCCGCGGCAGUGUGUCAGUGUUGUAAAGCGUUAGCAUGGCACGCAAGGAUGAUCCCGUAUUCAAUGUGAAAUUCGUGCAGCUGGUGGAAAAUCAGGCAUGCCUAUGGAACUAUACACAUCCGGGCUAUAGCAAAAAGGAGGAGGUGCAGAAGGCCUGGCAACAUGUGGCCAAUGAAAUCAAGGAUACAGUGCGUAACUCCCGGGAACGUUGGCGUACCAUACGCAGCAGCUUCCUGCGAUCCUUGAAGGCGGCGCGCACCUCGACGGGUCGCGGCAAACGCAAAUAUUACUUAUCCAAAUAUCUGCAGUUUCUGAUACCCUAUACAAAGUCGCGCGCCUGUCACAAACAGUUGCCCGCCCAAUCCAGUGCGAAUGCGAUUGCCAUGCCCAAUCCCAAUCCCAAUCAGAGUCCCAACAAUGCUGGUGGCAUGGUCUUGCGCAAGCCGAGCACCUCAACGACGGCGGCAACAUUUCUUGCGGCCGCUGCGCUCAGCACGCAGCCAAUGACGCGCAUUGGACACAUGCGCCUGCUCGAGCAUCAUCAUCAUCAUCAACAUCAGGAGCAGCAACAUCAGGAGCAGCAUCAUCAUUCGCAUCAGGUUAACGAGUGCGACGAUAACACCAAAGACAGCAUUGACAGCCAGCCGGCGCAUGUGCAGGUCUCCGAGGAGGAGCUCGACCAGGAGCAGCAGGAGCAGCACGAGGAUGAGCCGGAGCAGGAGACAGUUGCCAGCCAGCUGGCGCAGACACCGCUGCGCCUGCAGUCCAUCAAAGUGGAGCAGCAGCAAAAUGCUGACAAAAUUGUUGCGGCAGCUGCGCAGCAUUCGCUGGUCACGCUGCCGGUGACAAUGGCUGCGGCGCUGCGCAACAACAUGGACUGGACGGUGGCCGAGUGGCUCAAAGGCAGCAACAGCCAGUUGCAGUUGCAGCAUCUGCACCACAGCAGCAACAACAACAACAACAACAACAACAGCAACAGCAACAUGUUGACGCAUCUGGGACACGCGGCAACAACGCCGCCAGCUGCAAGCACACCUGCACCACCUGCAGCAGCGGCAGCAGCAGCGACGCCGACGGCGGCAGCGCAGCCGGAUGCGGAUUAUUCGUUUUUGAUCAGCCUGCAUCCGUAUCUGAAGGAGAUGAGCGGCAAGCAGAAUCGUCGCUUUCGUCAAAAGGUUGUCGGACUCAUUGACAAUGUCCUGGACAAUGUGGAUGUUUAGGCGCACUCAAAACAACAACAAAAACAAUAUAAACAAAAAGAAAAAAAAAACAAACAACCGACAGUGCCCAUUUGUUAUAUAUAGCAACUAAAUGUACAUGUAUUGUUUAGGCGUUUAACGCAAUUAUUGCAUUGUUUUUGUUAAAGUUAAACACACACAAACACACACACACACACACACACACAUUUGUU
Messenger RNA from Drosophila novamexicana, 1534 nucleotides. RefSeq names its product T-box protein H15. Gene Ontology annotation, molecular function: DNA binding. The record is from RefSeq and is a predicted model, not a curated record. Gene Ontology annotation, biological process: regulation of transcription by RNA polymerase II. The transcript has 2 exons. Gene Ontology annotation, cellular component: transcription regulator complex; nucleus. The coding region runs from base 159 to 1343 and encodes 394 amino acids. NCBI's taxonomy places the organism in Eukaryota, Metazoa, Arthropoda, Insecta, Diptera, Drosophilidae.